UAAUGGCUAAAAUAUAAUGUAUUUUAAAGUUAUUCAAUGGUUCAACCUCAACCAACCCAAUUAGUCCAAUUUUUAUCAUUUCAAAUAUAUAUUAUAUAAUUAUUUGAUAUCAUAAUGAUCAAAUUAUAGUGUAUUUUUAUAGGGAAUCGUUUGAUAUUUGUUAGUAAAAAACUAAACAGAAAGAUCUAUUUGGUUAUUUUAAACAUUAAAAUGAUCCUAAAUAUUUUUCAGUUCCUUUUGAAUUUCUAUGGUUUUAUUCCCGAAUAAGUGAUGUGCAAAUGGCGAAUUGCAGUCAUCUCUUUUCUUUCACUACUUUUUAUUUUCAAAUAGAAAGUUUAAAAGUAAAGAAUAAUUAGAAUUUGGCAUGGGUCGGUCAAACAGGCUGAGUUUCAAGUUUUGGCCCGUUUUGAUCAAGUCUAAUUUAUAAUCACAUGGUUCCCUGAUACCCGAUAAAAAUCUCAAUCCAAACCAGUUUGGCAGGUGAGUCCGUGUUUACCACCAUUUUCUAGGGAUAAGACAAUGGCGGUUCCUAUCCCAAAUCUUGUUGUUCGUUUUUUAUUUCCUUAGAUUUUAUCAUGGCCUGACAAAAACCAGAAAGCACAAUGACGACAAGAUGAAAGUUUUAUAAAGCAAAUUAAUCGGCCAAGGGGCCGAGUAAAAGCUAGCAACGAUUGUGAGAUGCUCAUUUCCCGAAAACCGACGGGAUAGACGAUUUUUUAAUCGAUUUUCUGGAAUUCGGUUUCUAUAAAACUUACUCCACCUCAUCAUAUUAUCAGAAACAAUAUAUUGUUUCACAAGGUAACAUGUACUUGAUUUUGGUUCAUAAGGCCGAUUUUUGAUUCGUUGCAUCAUUCAUGUCUCUUUCCUGCUAAAAUUCACUAUUUUUAUCACGUGUUUGGCAAAAAAAACUAUACAACAAUAAGCUAUACAAUCCAUUACAUCAUCAAAUUUCAUACCUCACCUUCCUCCGGCCAGUUGGCCGGGGCCCACACUAGUACGUUACAAUGAUGCGACAGUUACUUGUGGAGAAGAGAGCGCGAAAAAUGUGAAACAAGAACGACAUAACUCAAGGCUCGUUGCCACACUAUCCUCCAGUCCACAACUUUAGAAACAUAACGUAACGUACCACGCCAUAUUCUUUAUAUAUACACCACAAGAGUUGCGCAGCCAGUAUAUAAGUAGACCUCUUUAAUUGUCUCUUCAAAUAAAGCCAACAAUGGAGAAGCAGCAGCCACUUCCGACGGAGUCGUUUUGGGGAACUCAUCACGAGGUUUGCCAGGUAGAAGGAUUCUGGUACAUGGCCGGGUUUAUGGAAGCCAUGGCCGCCUUCAGGUCCGAAUUCGAGCCGCGGAAGGACGACAUUCUCUUGACAUCUUUCACGAAAAUAGGAUCAACCUGGCUCAAGGCUCUCUGCUACAACAUCCUCGACCAAGAAGAGAACGACAUUCUGCUGAAGGAGAACCCACACUGUGUGGUUCCCACGCUCGACAUCACUUUCCUCCAAGACCGAGUCCAACACAUGUUGCUCAAUUCCCCUCCGGGUCGCGGCAGAUUGCUCCACACUCAUCUCCCCUGCAGUUACCUGCCGGAGAAGGCGAGGAGCUCCGGAUGCAAGCUCGUCUAUGUGGCUCGAAACCCUAAGGACACGCUGGUGUCGCUGUGGCACUUCCACAACAAGAACGUGGAAGUCGACCAGUUCCCGCUGGAGAGCGCGGUGGAGACCUUCUGCAGCGGGGUUAUGCCUUUCGGGCCUUUCUACGAGCACGUGGUGGGAUACUGGGAAGAGAGCAAGAAGCGGCCGGACGAGGUGUUGUUUCUCAAGUACGAGGAUCUGUGCAGAAACCCCGAAGAGCAAGUGAGGAAGUUGGCUUCAUUUCUUAGCAGGGAAAAAUGGAUAGAUGUGGAGAAGGUACUGUGGCGGAGCAGUUUGAACAGGCUUAAGGAGUUGGAGGUCAACACGGGCGAAGUUGUGAAUGAAGGACAACAUUUUCGCAACUCCACGUAUUUCAGGAAGGGAACUGUUGGGGAUUGGAAGAACUACUUGACUUCCGACAUGGCUCGACGUAUCGAUCAACUCACCCGUGUUAAGUUGCAGGGGACCGGGCUUUCUUUCGACGAUGAGUAGUUAUGUGUGCUACGAAAAGGAAAUACUAUUUGCAGUCAUUUUCAUUUAUUUCGUUCUGUAUCAGAAGCUUUAUCCGUUUGGACUUUGUUCGUGUGUGAAUAAGGGCACCUUCGUACUGUAUGAAGAAUGUCUAAUGGGAAUAAAAUCAAAAGCUGCUUUCUCUUAAUCCUCUAAUCAUUCCUUUAACUUUAGCUCAUAGUAUGGGCUGACAAACUUCUCCAACUUUCGUCUUAAUUGGGUUUCACUCACUUAUUUGAUUAUUCUUUUCUUUAAUUUAUUUGUUGAUUCUUGGGUAGUAAAUUCUGGGACGGGAUACAAUAGCAACAUCCUUAAUGUUGUUAUAGUAACGACAAGGACAAAAACGUAAACUAACAAAAUUAACCCAAAUAGCAACGAAUGAACCCCUGCUCGGGAAUUCGUUAGGGUGAUAACUAAAAUUUUAGUAGCCACCGUGGCUACAUCAUUAUCUGUCGUCUAUUUUUAUUUUUUCAUUUUUUUAAUCUCAUGGUUAAGAUUACGUCAGGGUAAUUUUGGAAACGAUAAAGUGUCCACACCGGAUUAUUCUAUAUAUUCUACCCAAACCCUACUUUUACACUCCACUCUCUCCAACCAAACCCUACUUGAGACGGUUGUCGAUUGCUGGCUGCCCACCCUCCAUCCCUCUCCCCUCCGACCACCUCCCUUCGCCGGCCAUCCCUCCCCCUCCCUCCCGAUCCCCUCUCUCUCUCUCUUCCCAUAUGUUCUUCCUCUGCAGUAGAAUCUCUCCACUAAUAUAUAAAUGUCUCUUAUAAUUAUGUCAUAUGGAAACAAAUCUAAUAAUCUUUAUAAUUAUGUCAUAGGAGAGUCAUGCUUUGGGGUCCUUUUUACGAGCAUGUGGUGGGAUACUGAAAAGAGAGCAAGAAGAGGCCCGACGAAGUGUUGUUUCUCAAGUACGAGGACCUGUGUAGAAACGCGGAAGAGCAACUGAGGAAGAUGGCCUUGUUUCAUGGCCGAAAAACGAUCAUAGAUGUGGAGAAGGUACUGUGGUCUGUGGCGGAGCAGUUUGAACAUGCUGAAAGAGUUGAAGGUCAACAAGGAUGAUGAUUGUGCUCAUUUUGGAAAGGAAGAAAUACGUAUUCCCAACUCAACCUACUUCAGAUUGGCCCUAGCUUGCUAUCAUAUUGGCAAUGCAAUUUUGAAUCGAAUCCGCUAAUCAAAUCCAAUUAAUCCA
Messenger RNA from Linum trigynum, 3335 nucleotides. NCBI's taxonomy places the organism in Eukaryota, Viridiplantae, Streptophyta, Magnoliopsida, Malpighiales, Linaceae. The record is from the annotation of a GenBank genome assembly.